Pelmatolapia mariae (spotted tilapia) is the source of this 3041-nucleotide messenger RNA. RefSeq names its product sterile alpha and TIR motif containing 1 (gene sarm1). Gene Ontology annotation, biological process: signal transduction; negative regulation of MyD88-independent toll-like receptor signaling pathway; response to axon injury. The coding region runs from base 268 to 2403 and encodes 711 amino acids. Gene Ontology annotation, molecular function: NAD+ nucleosidase activity; signaling adaptor activity; protein binding. NCBI's taxonomy places the organism in Eukaryota, Metazoa, Chordata, Actinopteri, Cichliformes, Cichlidae. The transcript is spliced from 9 exons. Gene Ontology annotation, cellular component: dendrite. The record is from RefSeq and is a predicted model, not a curated record.
GUUGAGAGAUGAUGAGGAGCGGUGCUGCUUCUUUCACUGUACAUCACUGACAACAUAUCCGGGGCCGGUGGGCGGUGCGAAGCCUUGAAGAUGCAGGCAGCCUGCGGAUGCUGACCAAAGGAUGUCAGGCGAGGAACUUCCGCAGGGAGUUGGCUUUGUUUACAGGGCGGCCAGCAGGCUGAACACGGAUCACAGGCCUUAAGUGAACACAGCAGUGCUGCUUCUAGCAGUGCGCAUCCAGAUCGAUCACAUUGUUUGUGCCGGUAGAUGCUUUUCUCCCUGACGCUCUUCUUGUGGAGGCUCUACCGACAUUUCUACAUCAUGUUCAGCUCUGACCGGCUCACAGUCCCGGAUUACGUCAGCCGGCUGCAGAGAGGGAGGAGCGGCUCCGCAUGCGACCCUAGGGCCAUCUCUCCGGGGAUCAAUGCCGACGUCCAGGCGGUUUUGGACACGUCACUUCCCGCCCUGCGCUCCGCCAUCAGUAGGCUGAAGUCAUCCAGGGAGACCUCGAAUUCAGAUGAGACCCGCAGGGCUAUCGCGGAGAUCUUCCAGCUGGUGGAGGAGGCCUGGGUUUUACCUACCGUGGGUCGUCAAGUGGCAGAGGAGAUCUGCAACAGGAUCCGGCUGCAUGGAGGCCUGGAGCUGCUGCUUCAGCUCCAGCAGUCGCCUGCUGUGGAGAUCACUUACGAGUCUGCAAAACUGCUGGAGCAGAUACUGAUCUCAGAGAACAGGGAUUAUGUGGCUCGCAUAGGUCUGGGGGUCAUCCUCAACCUGACUCGUCAGCAGGAAGAUGCUCAGCUGGCUCGGAGUGUCUCGGGCAUCCUUGAGCACAUGUUCAAACACACAGAGGAGACGUCUAUCCACCUCAUCACCAACGGCGCCCUGGACACCCUCCUCUUUUGGUGCCGAGGUACGGACCCCACUGUUCUGCGCCACUGUGCCGUGGCACUGGCUAACUGUGCGAUGUAUGGAGGCCACUGCUGCCAGCGCUGGAUGAUUGAGAAACGGGCAGCUGAGUGGCUCUUCCCACUCGCCUUUUCCAAAGAGGAUGAACUCAUUCGUUUCUAUGCCUGCUUGGCUGUAACUGUGUUAGCUGCAAACAGAGAAAUUGAGAAAGAGGUGGUGAAAUCAGGGACCUUGGAGCUAGUGGAGCCGUUCAUCGCAUCUCUGGAUCCAGAGGACUUUGCCCGCAGUUUACUGGACAGUGCAGACAGCAUGCAGGGAAGGACCGCAUCUGACCUGCAGCAACUUUUGCCAUUACUGGAUGGCACGAGAGUGGAGGGAAAGUGCAUUGCAGCCUUUUACCUGUGUGUUGAGGCCAGCAUCAAGUCCCGUCAGCGCAACACAAAGAUAUUUCAAGAGAUUGGUGCUGUGCAGAGCCUCAAAAGAAUCGUCAUGUACUCCAGCAAUGCCACAGUCUGUGCCCUCGCUAAGCGGGCGCUGUGCAUGAUGGGAGAGGAAGUACCGAAACGAAUCCUGUCAAGCGUGCCCAACUGGAAAACCUGUGAGGUGCAGACGUGGCUGCAGCAGAUCGGCUUCAGCGCUUACUGUGACCGUUUUCAGCAACUCCAGGUGGAUGGAGACCUCCUUCUGAACAUCACAGAUGAAGAUCUGAGCUCUGAUUUGAGCAUGACUAUCAACCUUACCCGCAAGAGGUUUUUGAGAGACUUGCGUGUGCUGAAGACUUACGCCAAUUACUCCACAUGUGACCCCAACAACAUGGCCGACUGGUUAAGCGAGGUGGACCCCCGUUUUCGUCAGUACACCUACGGCCUAGUCCAGUCAGGCGUGGACCGUCACAACAUCCAGAGCCUGACCGAUAAGCAGCUCCAGCACGACUGCCACAUUGAAAAUGGCGUCCACAGAGCAAAGAUACUGUCUGCCAGCCGCGGGCCCUUAAAACUGAGCCACACAGAUGCACAGCCUUCAGGGCCUGACGUCUUCAUCAGCUACAGACGAACCACGGGCUCCCAGCUGGCCAGCCUAUUGAAGGUGCACCUGCAGGUUCGAGGAUACAGCGUCUUCAUAGAUGUGGAGAAGCUGGAGGCCGGUAAAUUUGAGGACAAACUGAUUCAGAGUGUGCAGAGAGCACGUAACUUCAUCCUGGUCCUGUCUGCCAGUGCACUCGACAAGUGUAUGGGAGACACAGCCACGAAGGACUGGGUGCAUAAGGAGAUAGUCACGGCCCUGGCUGGUAAGAAGAACAUAGUUCCUGUCACAGAUAACUUUGCAUGGCCUGACCCCAUGUCCCUGCCAGAAGACAUGAGAGCUAUUCUCAACUUCAACGGCAUCAAGUGGUCCCACGAAUAUCAGGAGGCUACGAUCGAGAAGAUCCUGCGCUUUCUGAAAGGACCCCAAGACCAAGUCGACCGCUCAGACGGCUCCAAAGAGCAGAAGAAAUAAACUGAGAUAAACACAGUCCGAUUUCAGCUAUAAUAACUAUCCAUGAUGCCAAAUUUCCACAUAACCUACAGUGAAUAGUCUGGCAGCUUUCCCUGCUCUGACCUAAUGCAUGUGAAAUGAAUCCGGAUGUUUAGAUUACUUGCUGACCGGAAUACCUAAUAUGCACACACUUAAUUAUUAACAAUAAAUAGAACUGAUAAGGGGAUUGUAUAUAAAAACUCUAAGCCUUUAAUGUUAGUCAGUGCUGUAUAUGUGUAAUCAGGUACAGUAAGCGCCUUCUGUAUCUCAGGAAAAUAACUGUGAUAGACCAGCUGACAUGGACACCCAGCAACAUUAUCACUGCUAACACAUCAGUGUUCAUCAAAGCUCCUCUAUAUGCAGUCGUCUUUUUUUAACCUGUGUACAUCAAAUGGACCAAAGCAGGUCUCUGAUUUUACCAACAUUUCUCCCGUUUUCAUGUUUGUGUUGUGAUAGAAGAAAUCUUCCUCGGCAGACUUGCUGAUUUGUUUAGGAUGAGUGACUACCGUGAGUUUAACCUAAGCCCCAAAUUUAACCAUAAACGAGUGAAAUAUGUGCAGAGGGAAUAACUCCAUGUAGCGUUAAACAUACUGUUCUGUAAUAAAAGUGGGUAAAAAGGA